UUCAAUUAUAUUAUCAUAAUUAACAAUUUAACAUUUGAAAACAGAAUAUCAGUUAUAAAAAAACUUGUUCUCUAAUGUAUUGUGCCGGAUAGAACAGUUGACAUUUAUGAAUAAUUACAAGUAGAAUGAGGUGUAUAAUUGGUUUAUUGAUAAUAAGAAAUUAGAAGAAAAUGUCCGUGCCACCAAUGAAUUACGGUAUUCCUCCGCCGAUUAUGCUUCAACCCCCACCCCCUCCUCCUCCUAUUACACCGGCCUCGGAAUUAUAUAAUCAUCCUCCGCUGCCACCUUUUCACGUACCUAAUGGGCCUACAGAAAAACCGUCUGCUUACAUGUUACCACCAUUAAAUGUUCCCCCGCCGGUAAUGUAUUCCUCUGAUAUACUAAAUCUCCCACCUCCAGUUUCAUCAUACCCACUAUCAGGAUAUCCUUCAGAUUACGGUUAUAACUGUCAUCCCAUUGAUCCUUUCAAUAGUCAAUCAGACCCUAAUUCAUGCCCAACAUCAAGUAAUAGACAAUUUAAUCAACAUUGGAAUGAAUCAAGUAAUAGUGUAUCUGAUCGAAUGUACCAUGAAUAUUCAAGUAGUUCAAGAUCUAAAAGUUUAGAGAAGUAUCACAGAUUUGAUUAUGCAUCAACAUCUAAACACAGAUAUUCUCCACAUAGAGAAAAAAGCUAUGAUAGAGACAGGGAUAAAGGAAGGGAGAGAGAUAGAUAUAGGGAGUAUAGGCAUCGAGAAUAUAGAUCGAGUCGAAGUCCCAGUGCUAUGUAUCACCAUAGUAGAAGUCCUUCAAGUCACCGGUACAGGGACAGCCGUGAUGGAUAUUUCACAAAAUAUGACCAUAAAGACAGACAAUAUGAACGUGAAAGGAGGCACAGUCCAUACUAUAGAGACCACAGAAGUCAUAGUAAAAGCCAUGACUAUCGUUAUGACAGGAGAUGUAGAUCACCUAGCAGACACAGUUAUCGUUCUUCAAGCAGAGACACCCAUCAUCGUAGCCGUGCUAGGGACCUUUCUCCUCGUUCCAGACAUGAGUCUGUCUCUCGGAAGCCACUAACAGACCGUGAAAAAAUUCUGGAAGAAUUUAGAAAAAAUUACUGUAAGACUUCUGAAGACUUUAUUGAAAGGAUGGAACAAUGGUCAAAGGAGCAUAAUUCUGAUGAUGAAGAAAUUUCAAAAAUGUGGUAUAGGAGUUCUCCAGCUGAGUUAUAUUAUAAUACAUUUGAGGGUAGCAGUGGUGUAGAGCAAACAAACAAAUUAGAGAAGCUAUGUGAUACUUUUUUCAAGAAUCUUAUUGAAAGGGGUCGUAUUGCCAGACCAGAAGUUGAUGAACUCCCACCUCUUAGGGCACAAAAACCUAAAAUGUGCAAUAGACAUACCUCGGAAGAAGGAAGUUCGUCUUCAUGUGAAAGUGAUGAUUGUUUAGAUGAAGAUGGUUUACAAGGAUACACUGAUAGGAUCAUGAUAGAGCUGCAAAGAAAACAGAGUCACCCAAGAAGGCUACAUCCAGAGAUGUGGUUUAACAAUACUGGGCAAAUGAACGGUGGUCCCCUUUGCCGUUGCAGCCCAAAGGCUCGCCGGCAGGGCAUGCGCCACGGGGUAUAUGCUGGCGAGCAGCAUUUCCCCAAAUGUAUUCCAACACAGAGCAAUAUUAAUAAGCUUUAUCAUUACCGUAUCACAGUAUCUCCACCAACUAAUUUUCUUAUAAAGGCUCCUACGAUUAUAGGCCACGAUGAACAUGAAUUUCUGUUCUCCGGAUUUUCCAUGUUCUCUCACUACAAGCUGGCAAAGCUGCCUACAUGUAAAGUAAUAAGGUUCAAUAUUGAAUACACUAUACUUUAUGUAGAGGAACCAGCGCCACAAAACUUCACUAUCCGAGAAUUAGAUUUGUUUGAGGAAUAUCUUUUUAUCGAACUUUUGGAAUUAGUAGAUUUGGACCUUGGAAAAGCUACUGACGAUUAUUGUUCACAAUUUCACUUUAUGCCUCGAUUUGUUCGAUAUCUUCCAGAAGGAGGUUGCGAGGUGCUAUCUAUGUGUGAAAUAUUAAAAUACCUCAUAGACGAAAGUGGACUACUGAUACCGCCAGAAACUUUGAAUGACGUCCACAGUAUGGAUCAUUACAAUUGGCAGAAGUUUGUUGAUAGAAUCAAAGGAAUGAUAGUCACAUAUCCAGGUAAAAAGCCUUGUUCCAUUCGCGUGGACCAGUUGGAUCGGAGUCCGCCAGUUACUUCCAGAAAUACCAAAAGUUCUAAAGAAUUAAAAACAUUCUACCCUGAGAUUGUUCAUUUUGGCAUAAGACCCCCACAGUUGAGUUACGCAGGAAACCCUGAAUACCAAAAAGCUUGGCGGUACUAUGUGAAAUACCGUCACCUGAUUGCCAAUAUGGCAAAACCGUCGUUUAAAGAAAAGCAAAAACUAACAGCUAAAGAGGCUAAACUGCAGGAGAUGAGAACUCAAAGCAAGAUGAAGAGGGACGUCACAGUUGCCAUAUCAUCUGAGGGCUUCCAUACUACGGGUCUUAUGUGUGAUAUUGUGCAACAUGCAAUGUUAAUCCCCGUAUUAGUGCGCCACCUGCGUUUCCACAAAUCACUGGACAGUUUGGAAAAGAAAAUGGGUUAUGUUUUCGAACAACGACUGCUGUUGCAAACAGCGCUAACUCAUCCUUCGUACAGAGAGAACUUUGGUACAAAUCCAGAUCACGCGAGGAAUAGCCUCACUAACUGUGGCAUACGACAGCCAGAGUAUGGAGAUAGGAAGAUACACUAUACCAGAAAGAAAGGUAUCGUGACAUUAAUAAACAUUAUGUCUCGUUUCGGGAAACAUAAUGAAACCGAGUCGGAAAUAAAACAUAAUGAAAGACUGGAAUUUCUUGGCGACGCCGUGGUAGAGUUUUUAUCGUCUAUACACUUGUUUCGGAUGUUCCCGGGCCUCACUGAAGGCGGUCUGGCAACGUAUCGGGCAUCUAUUGUACAGAACCAACAUUUAGCACAACUGGCUAAGAACAUAUCUCUGGAACAGUUCAUGCUGUACGCUCACGGGUCGGAUCUGUGUCGUGAGGUAGUGAUGCGUCACGCGAUGGCCAACUGCUUCGAAGCGCUCAUGGGUGCACUAUUCCUCGACGCUGGAUUACAGGUAGCUGAUCGCGUGUUUGCUUUAUCGCUCUGGUACAAUGAGCCAGAUUUGCUAGAAGUGUGGACAAAAGACCGCGCCCACCCAUUGCAGGAACAAGAGCCACUUGGCGACCGGAAGUACAUAAAAAAUUUUGAGUUUCUGCAAAAGCUGACACAAUUCGAAGAAUCUAUAGGAGUAGUAUUCAAACAUAUUCGUUUAUUGGCACGAGCGUUUACCGAUCGCUCGGUUGGAUUUACGAACUUAACACUGGGUUCAAAUCAGCGUCUGGAGUUCUUGGGCGACACUGUGUUACAGCUUGUGGUCUCUGACCGACUGUACCGAUUUUUUCCUGAUCAUCACGAGGGACACCUUUCAUUACUUCGUUCGUCGUUGGUGAACAAACGCACGCAAGCAAUGGUAUGCGACGACCUUAACAUGUCUGAGUAUGCAAUAUAUAACAAUCCCAAAGCGAAACCAACCACUAAAAAACAUAAAGCUGACUUGCUAGAAGCUUUUCUGGGUGCUCUGUUCAUUGAUAAAAACUUGGACUACUGUCAAGCAUUUUGUAACGCGUGCCUUUUUCCGCGGCUACAGGAGUUCAUUAUGAAUCAGGCCUGGAAUGAUCCUAAGUCCAAACUGCAGCAGUGUUGCCUCACGCUGCGCUCUAUGGAAGGUGGCGAACCAGAUAUACCCCUGUACAAAGUGAUCAAGUGUCUGGGGCCCACCAACACGCGGAUAUACGAGGUGGGGGUGUACUUCCGAGGAACACGGUUAGCGGCCGCGUGCGGUCACUCCAUACAGGAAGCCGAGAUGAACGCCGCAGAGCAAGCACUGGCAGCUGCGCAUGAGUUGUUCCCGCAAUUGGAUCACCAAAAGAGAGUUAUCGCCAAAAGUAUGAAGAAAAAGGGUGGCCGUGGACGCGAAAGUCCAUCGGAUAGUGGCCCGUCACGAUACUUUCAAAAUAGGUUGCCUAAAGCCUACAGAGUCCAUAAGGAUUCGGACAGUUCUGAAGACAGUAGCGUCCAUGCUUCGCCUCAUUCAGACGAUGAUGGUAAACUGCUCGAUAAAUCAGAUAAUGAUGAUAGUAAUGACGAUAAAUCUGACGAUGAUUCUGGAUUAGUGAGUGAUACAGAGUCGACUGACAAACUUGACAAUGUCAAAGUAAGCACACUGUUAAGCGAUAUGGAAAAACUUAAAGAAGAUCUAAUAAGGCGGAAUGAAUACGAAAAAUUAAAGGAGAAGUGUAAGAAAUCAGAUUCUGACAAUGAAUAAAUUGACACCAUCAUGAUAUGAUUAUAUAAUUAUGAAUUAUAGAUAAUAUUAUGUGUUGUAUACUCGUAAAAUAUAUAAUGCUAAUGUUAACAAAAGCUAUUAAAAG
Messenger RNA from Achroia grisella, 4485 nucleotides. It is a transcript of the gene drosha, whose product is annotated as ribonuclease 3. Gene Ontology annotation, biological process: regulation of gene expression; rRNA processing; pre-miRNA processing. The transcript is spliced from 19 exons. Gene Ontology annotation, molecular function: double-stranded RNA binding; ribonuclease III activity. Lineage: Eukaryota; Metazoa; Arthropoda; Insecta; Lepidoptera; Pyralidae. The record is from RefSeq and is a predicted model, not a curated record. Gene Ontology annotation, cellular component: nucleus. Bases 171 to 4379 code for a protein of 1402 amino acids.